Messenger RNA from Hippocampus zosterae (dwarf seahorse), 918 nucleotides. It is a transcript of the gene npm3, whose product is annotated as nucleophosmin/nucleoplasmin, 3. NCBI's taxonomy places the organism in Eukaryota, Metazoa, Chordata, Actinopteri, Syngnathiformes, Syngnathidae. The coding region runs from base 97 to 606 and encodes 169 amino acids. The transcript is spliced from 5 exons. Gene Ontology annotation, cellular component: nucleolus; nucleoplasm; cytoplasm. The record is from RefSeq and is a predicted model, not a curated record. Gene Ontology annotation, molecular function: histone binding; chromatin binding; RNA binding. Gene Ontology annotation, biological process: chromatin remodeling.
ACAAUCCGGCGACGUUAUUUUAUUUAUUUUUCCCGUGGUGAGUAGCCCAACGUGUUGUCAACAAACCCAUUUGCGGCGCUUUCCCCGUCCCGAAAAAUGUCUUUCAUGGACGAAGAAUCUUCAGAUGUUGGCAUGGCGGGUCGAACAAAGAUGGAGAGCUUCCUGUUCAGUUGCGAGCUCUCUUCCAAAGUUCCCUUUUACUGCAUCCAGGGAGAUGAUGAGGACGACGACCUGGAGCACUUCAUUGAAUUCAGAACGAUAUGUCUGGGGGAAGGUGCCCUCGAGGAGAAUAACGUGGUGGAGGUGACAGCGAUGAACCACCAAGGAAAGACAACUUCGGUGCCCAUUGCUAACCUUCACAUCGGUUGCUUACCAAUGGUGAGCUUGGGUGAGUUUGAGGUAAAAGCACCAUUAACCAUCCGCCUGAAGGCUGGCUCAGGACCAGUGACCAUCAGCGGCCUGCACCUUAUUGCUUCAGAGGUUGACGAAUCCGACUUGGAGGAAGAGGAGGAUGAAGAUAUGGAGGACGAUGACGACAACACAGAGGAAGAAGACAUCAGCCCGAUCAAACCGGCAAAGAAGAAGAACAAGCAGCAGCUGCAGUAGCUUUCGUCUCAGUCGAGGGUUUUAGCCCUCCCCCCAAUGAGACGUUGUCAGCAAAGAAUUCUCGGACACUUUUGACCACGUUGGCACAGGACAUUUCCAAACACCUCAGCUAUAUUCCUGGUGGCAGCCCAACAUACUGCUUGGGCGAAUCACCCUCAGACUUUCAAGCGCUUAUUCACAGCACAUGACUGAACUGUGGACAUGAACUGUUUUUUGCUUUUAAAUGGUUCCUCUUUUCCUUGUAUGCAAGUCAUAGUAAGAUGCCACCGUUGAAGCUAUUUUGUAACUUUCAUAAUAAAAGUGUUGCCUUUG